This is a messenger RNA of Magallana angulata, 2944 nucleotides long. Its product is annotated as G-protein coupled receptor GRL101-like. Gene Ontology annotation, cellular component: membrane. Bases 67 to 2904 code for a protein of 945 amino acids. Gene Ontology annotation, molecular function: G protein-coupled receptor activity; protein binding. Gene Ontology annotation, biological process: G protein-coupled receptor signaling pathway. The transcript is spliced from 9 exons. The record is from RefSeq and is a predicted model, not a curated record. Lineage: Eukaryota; Metazoa; Mollusca; Bivalvia; Ostreida; Ostreidae.
AUACAAUAUUGGACAGUCACUAACUAAACGGAAAAUUUCUAAAAGUCGCUUCAGUCUGCUGGGGCCAUGUUCUGUAGUUGGAUCGUACGGACACAUUGGAUUGCAUUCUAUGUAGUGUUGACGUCACAGGAAUCCUCCAACGCGGAAAUGACGACGACGGUGGAUUGCGAUUUUUCCAACGACAUGUGCAGUUGGAGGAGUUUGAAGGAGCAUGCGCGUGAUGACGAUGUAAAGUUGUUAUGUGGGCGGGGUGGGAACGCCUCAGACUGCCUAGCGUCCACCAAUUAUAUCACAAGAACCUGGUCUAGACUCAGCAAUGGGGAUAUAGCGGAGGGGGAAAUUACGGCGGAGUUAGGAAAUUUCUCUGGCAUUUUGGUUGGCUUUGUGGACAAAGCACUCAUAUUCCCAGGGUUGAAUUUUGAACACACCUCCUACAUUGUGAGCGACAGCCUACCAAUCAGCACCCGCCCAAGAAGUAUUCGCUACAACUACUAUAUCUACGGCAGCGCGGUGCUGACAGUAUCUUAUUUGACCGAUAUCUCCGUAUACAAUAGUAAAAUCAUUGCUGUACACAGUAGGAGUUCCAUACAAAACAGAAAUAUAACAUCUGGAUGCGUGGAUCUACCUUUUAAAUUCGAUAUCAAGAUAGUAUUCCGGGCAUUAUUUGAAGGAUGGAAAACGAAGGCCGUCCUACUGUCUGAUGUGUUUGUUGAAUACGGUCUCUGUAACGAUAUGACCAUGUAUGAACUAACAAAGUCAAUGAAGGAAGCAACACCUCUUUUCCCCCAAGAUCGACUUCUGUCUUCGAAAAAUGCAACCUUUUCUCAUCUAAUUGAUCAGAGAGACUCCAUAGACCUUUCUCUGUGCCCUUCUUGUAGAAACCAUGACUUCAGUAUUUUUGCAGACCCUCUAACUGAAUGUUACUGUAAAGUGAGAAAUGACGUAUGUGUCUACUGCACAUGCUCCAAUAUAAGCACCUUUAUUUCCAUUCGAAAUUUUCGUUGCAGUUUCUUUCGUUUAAAAGCUAGAGAUAAUCAGAUAAAUGUAGAAUUUCUCAACAGCAGUAUCGGCGAUAUGUCACUCAGUGUAGGCUUGGAUAACUAUCUGCUUUUUAACUUUAAUGAAACGCAAAUAACUUCCUUUACAUCAGUUGUUAUUCGUGGAUCAUAUCAUUUUAUUCAUAUUUGGGAAGGUAUUCUCAACCUCUUUCAGUCUCCAUUUGAUUUUUACGUCGUAGGCAAAAUGAGGAACUUUUUGACUCAUUACAGCGUGACAAAUGAUGGUUUAUAUCUCGCGGAAAACAAUUUUGAGGACGUCAGCAGUAUAAAUGUUGAGUCUUAUGCGAAGACUCGAGUUUCGACUAAUUUUAGCAAUUGUAAUAUUUCCGAGCAAACACCCAUUUACAUCGAGUCUAAAAUAGUUGAUUUGAGCAGAAACCGGAUCCGGUUUUUCUUUGUGAACUACAAAAUAGAGGUUUUAUAUAUUCAACACAAUUUGCUCGAAGCUGUUGUGCAAAAUGACGCUACGAAAGAGACUACUUAUUAUCCCCUUUCUAUCUUAGAUAUGUCCUUUAACAGCAUCAGGAAGCUACAGCAAGAAGAUUUUAAGUACUACGUGUUGUUGAUAAGCUUAAAUCUCUCUGGUAAUCAAAUACAAGAUAUCGAGGAGAACACCUUUUCCGACUUAUCCAUGUUAGUUUCCAUCGACUUAUCUGGGAACAAAAUUUCCGUUAUCCGCAGGGAACAUUUCAGGUCACUUGGACAACUUCAGUUUGUGUAUAUUCAAAAGAACAACAUCUUUCAAGUUUCCAGUGAUAUAUUUCACGGCCUAGUAAGUAUGAAAUAUCUACAAGUGGAAUCGUUCUCAAUCUGUUGCGUCAAACCACAGUCACUGUACAACAUAAAGUGCGUGGCUCCUUCUACUGAAAUCUCAUCUUGUGAUCAUCUGAUAGCGGUUCCCAUUCUUAACGUUGCUAUUUGGUACAUGGCCCUCUUUGCUUUGUUUGGAAACAUCAUCGUGAUAAUUUAUAUAGUUUCUUCUUUGAAGAAGAAAGUUUCUAUUACCUAUUUUAUCCUUACGCUGAACCUCAGUUUUGCUGAUCUCCUAAUGGGAGUUUAUCUCUUCAUCAUUGCUAUGGUUAACUUGAGAUAUACAGGCACUUACGGUUUAAUGGACUACACGUGGAGACAUAGUUUGCUAUGCACUCUGGCUGGUAUCUUAGCAACGGUUUCCAGUGAGACGUCAGCUUUCAUUGUUUUUCUAAUUACCGUUGACCGUUUUCUAGCCAUCAAGUAUUCCAUUUCGGAAAUUCGUCUGACGAAAAGAGGAGCUAUUGGACUAUGUGCUUUUAUUUGGCUUACAUCAUGGCUUUUGGCAACCCUUCCACUGCUGCUUUACGAAAACUUUUAUUCCAAGUCCGGGAUUUGCAUCUCGCUGCCACUCUCAGUUUUAAGAAAGACUGGAUGGCGAUAUUCAAUGAUAAUCUUUGUGGGUCUGAAUGCUCUUCUCUUCAUCGGAAUUCUUAUUGGUCAGAUUGCUAUAUUUGUCGAAGCACUAAACGUAGGAAAAGUCGUUAGGACCUCUAAAAUACGAACACGAGAGAUUUCUUUGGCUAAGACCUUGGUAGCAAUAAUCGUCACAGACAUGCUUUGCUGGAUCCCGAUUGGAGUCAUCGGAAUGGUGACUUUCUAUGGUGAGGAAUUCCCCAGUGACGUGUACGCUUGGAUCAUUGUUCUUGUGCUUCCUGUUAACUCGGCCCUGAACCCCAUCCUCUACACAAUGACUGCUGUCAUCAGACAAAAGAGACAAUCUCACAUUCAUCGACUGACUCAAGAAAACCUUAUCCUGAGAAAACAGUUGGACACAUUGAGGAGUUCUAUUUCAUCGGCUUCAACAAGGCGUUAGAAACAUUUUGGACUUUGGACAUUUUCCUUGCGUAUUGAUG